GAGACAGCACUGCACAUGGCUUUUUGCAUCCGGAGGUUAUGGAAUAUUCUGGAACGGAAACUGUCCGGGAACCAUAAAGUAGACACGCAUGCGCGUCCCACUUCUCGAUAUUUCCUCACGUGGAGUUUCCGCUUCAGCCUGUUAGAUCCACACUCAAGAAGAAAUCGGGGCUCAACAUCACGAGGUUUCAACGACUAUCACUUAAAGAUGGCUUUCAGGAAAUUCCUUCCCAUGUUUGACCGGGUGCUGGUGGAGCGUCUGGCUGCAGAGACUAUGUCGAAGGGGGGCAUCAUGUUGCCAGAGAAGGCCCAGGGCAAGGUGCUGCAGGCCACAGUGGUGGCAGUGGGACCAGGCUCCACCAACCAGAAAGGAUAUCUGACACCCAUGAGUGUCAAAAUUGGAGAGAAGGUCCUUCUGCCAGAGUACGGAGGAACUAAAGUUCACCUGGAAGACAAGGAAUACUUCCUGUUCCGUGAUGCUGACAUCCUUGGCAAAUAUGUAGAAUAAUCCUUUUUGCUGUACAACCUCCAUUCAUCCUAAUAUAGGUUGCCUCGUUUUUGUUUCUUAUGUUAUUCAAUUGUAAAUAAUUCUGAUCAUGUUUUGUUACAAUAAUAAAGUUAACUAUUGAAUCUA
This is a messenger RNA of Oncorhynchus nerka (sockeye salmon), 633 nucleotides long. RefSeq names its product 10 kDa heat shock protein, mitochondrial-like. Gene Ontology annotation, molecular function: ATP binding; protein folding chaperone; protein-folding chaperone binding. Bases 16 to 507 code for a protein of 163 amino acids. Gene Ontology annotation, cellular component: mitochondrial matrix. Lineage: Eukaryota; Metazoa; Chordata; Actinopteri; Salmoniformes; Salmonidae. The record is from RefSeq and is a predicted model, not a curated record. The transcript has 5 exons.